AUGACAUCUGCUGGGGAAUCGAGCGGAGCACCCCUGUAUACCUCGGAAUGGAGAGAUACUGUCAAGGAUCUGGUUGCGGGAGCGGCGGGGGGUGUUGCGCAGGUAGUUAUUGGACAACCAUUUGACCUCGUCAAAGUCCGCCUCCAAACCCAAGGCGGCACAAACACCAAUGCCCUCUCCCUAACCCAGCAGAUCUGGAAACGCGAAGGCCCAUUAUCAUUCUACAAGGGAUCCCUCGUUCCCUUACUAGGCGUUGGCGCCUGCGUAAGCAUCCAAUUCGGCGCCUUCCACCACUUCCGGCACCUCAUCGAGCACCACAACCAUCAAACCCACCCAACUCUACCUACCACCCCGACGCUCCCCCAAUACUACCUCGCCGGCUGCUUCGCCGGCCUAACCAACAGCCUCAUCUCCGGUCCCAUUGAACACAUCCGCAUCCGCCUGCAAACACAACCCCACGGCGCCCUUGCACUCUACACCGGUCCGCUCGACUGCGCACGCAAGAUAAUCUCCCAAGCGGGGAUCCUCCGUGGGUUAUACCGCGGCCAAGUGGCAACCCUCCUGCGCGAAGGCCACGGCAUCGGGGUCUGGUUCGCCUCCUACGAGGGAUUCCUGGGUCUCGCGGCGCAGCGACAGGGGAAGCGGAGGGACGAAUUGCCGAGUUGGCAGAUCGCCUUGUGUGGGGGUUUAGCAGGGGAGAUGUUGUGGUUGUUAAGUCAUCCGGUAGAUGUGAUUAAGAGUAAGAUGCAGAGUGAUGGGUUUGGAGAGGCGCAGAGGUAUAAGGGGUUUAGAGAGGCUGUGAGGAUGACUUGGCGAGGAGAGGGGGUGAGAGGGUUGUUCUUUGGGAUCGGGCCGGCGUUGGCGAGGGCGAUGCCCGUUUCGGCGGGGACGUUUGCGGUGGUGGAGCUGGUGAGGAAGGUGUUGAUUUAG
Molecule: messenger RNA, 930 nt
Organism: Aspergillus welwitschiae
Lineage: Eukaryota; Fungi; Ascomycota; Eurotiomycetes; Eurotiales; Aspergillaceae
Product: mitochondrial carrier domain-containing protein
Exons: 6
Coding region: 1-930 (309 amino acids)
Biological process (GO): mitochondrial L-ornithine transmembrane transport
Molecular function (GO): L-ornithine transmembrane transporter activity
Source: RefSeq, a predicted model, not a curated record